Prunus armeniaca (apricot) is the source of this 1911-nucleotide messenger RNA. The record is from the annotation of a GenBank genome assembly. Lineage: Eukaryota; Viridiplantae; Streptophyta; Magnoliopsida; Rosales; Rosaceae.
AUGCCAACAAUUGUCUCAGACUUCCGGCCGAUCAGUCUAUGUACGACUAUCUACAAACUGGUAGCGAAAACAAUUGCCAAUCGGUUGAAGAAUGUUCUCCCUGUUGUGAUUACAGAAAAUCAAAGCGCCUUUGUACCGAACCGAAUGAUUCUAUAUAAUGUGAUGGCAGCUUUUGAGACAAUGCAUACUAUCAAGGGGGUGAAGAAGGGGCGUGAUGUCAAAAUGGCUCUCAAAUUGGAUAUGGCCAAAGCAUACGACAAAGUGGAGUGGGUGUUCUUGCAUGAGAUGAUGCUCAAACUUGGAUUUUCAUCUACAUGGGUUGCUAAAGUAAUGGAUUGUGUUUCAUCUGCUACAUUUUCUGUGCUAUGGAAGGGCAAUCCCCUUGGGACACAUCAUGCCACAGCGUGGGUUACUGCAAGCCUUCUAUUCAUGAAGGCAACAAAGGAGGCUUGUAUGGCCUUGGAAAAAUUAUUCAAAAUCUAUGAAGAGGUCUCAGGGCAACAAGUCAACUAUUCUAAAUCAGCGUUCUCCUUAAGUCCGAAUGUCACAAAUGCAGAUUUUGAUAUGAUCACAAGUGUGCUGAAUAUUCCUUUUGUGCAGUGUCAUGAAAAAUAUUUAGGAUUGAGGUUUCGUGAUCUUGAGGCUUUCAAUCAGGCUCUGCUUGCAAAGCAAUGUUGGUGUAUUUUCCAGAAUCCAGAGUCUCUGGUAUGGGGGAAAGAAUUGCUUCAAAAGGGACUUCGUUGGAGAGUGGGCAACAGAGUGUCUAUCCAAGUUUAUACUGACAAAUGGCUUCCUGUUCCUUCACUUUUCAAGAUCAUGUCUCCCCCACAAUUGCCCAGUUCAAUAUGGAUUCCGUUGGCUUCACUGGCAAAUCAUGACUGCUUAAUUUGGCAUUAUGAAAGAAACAACAUGUAUUCCGUCAAAAGUGGAUAUCGGUUCGCUUGCUUGGAGAAGGACAAAACGUGUGGAGAUACAUCAUCCGGGAUAGAUUCUAAUUCACGAUUCUGGAAGAAAGUUUGGGUCCUUAAAAUCCCAAAUAAGAUCAAGUUUUUCUUAUGGAGGUGCGCUUGGGAUUUUCUGCCGUGCGGUCAGACACUUUACAACAGGAAAAUAGCCCCUACACCUAUAUGUUCCAUCUGCCAACACAAAGCCGAAAGUGUUCUCCAUGCAGUUUGGUCGUGUGAGGCAGCAAAGGAAGUGUGGCGCAACUCAGUAUGGGGGAAUGUUUGUGAGAUGUGGAGGGUCAGUUCAUUUAGAGAGCUACUGAGGAAUAGAUUUAUUUUUGAAGGAACAUCAGAAACUGCAUCAGAGUUGCUAUACCGAAUGUCUGCACUGGCAACAAAGUUCUCUCAAGCUAACUAUCUCUUUCACCAAACUCAGGACUGUACGACUAGGCCCCAAGUUUCUUUGCACGUUUGGCGGCCUCCACCAACAGGUUUUUAUAAAAUAAAUGUAGAUGGGGCACUCAAAUCUGGCGAUUCUAUUCAUGGGGUUGGAGUGGUCAUCAGAAAUGAGGGCGGUGAGUUUUUGGCGGCAUGUGUUAAACGGAUUCAAGCUAGCUAUGGGGCUAGGCAAACGGAGCUUAUGGCUACAAUCGAAGGAUUGCGGUUUGCUAAUGAUAUGGGUUUCACUGAUGCAGUUUUAGAGAUGAACGCACAGGAUUGCAUCACUGGGAUUCUUUCAGUAGAGGAGUGCAGUGGAACAAAUGGUCUCUUAUUUCAGGAGGUGAAAUGCCUACUGAAUAAUUUUCAAGCAGUCUUAUGCCAAUGGACCCCAAGAAGCGGUAAUAAAGUGGCACAUUCCUUGGCUCAAUUUGCAAUUAGUUGUAGUGAAUUUGUUUCUUGGAUUGAGGAUGCACCAAUAUGGUUGCUUCCUAUGCUUGAGGCAGAUGUACCCUUUUUUGAAUGUUGA